Phragmites australis (common reed) is the source of this 507-nucleotide messenger RNA. RefSeq lists its product as uncharacterized. NCBI's taxonomy places the organism in Eukaryota, Viridiplantae, Streptophyta, Magnoliopsida, Poales, Poaceae. The transcript has a single exon. The record is from RefSeq and is a predicted model, not a curated record. Bases 1 to 507 code for a protein of 168 amino acids.
AUGUCGACGUCGCACGACGCAUGGCACGCACUAGAGAAUAUGUUCACAUCGAGUUCCCAUGCGCGCGUCAUGCAGAUACUUAUGCAGCUCGCCACUUUUCAGAAGAAAGACAUGAACAUCUUCAACUACUUCCGCAAGAUCAAGCACUUCGCUGACACCUUAUCCGCCAUCGGCAAACCUCUUGAAGAUGAAGAACUGAUCGCUUACCUACUACGUGGUCUCAGAAGUGAAUACGAUGCAUUGGUGACGAGCAUCACCACCCGCGCUGACUCCUACACCGUCAGCGACAUAUACGCCCACAUGUUCAGCUUCGAGAUGCAUCUCGAGCAGAACAACACUAAGGUGCAAAUCUCAGCCAAUAACGUCAAUAAGAGUUUUGGACGUGGUGGUGGCCGGAAUAGUCGUGGUUGCAGAUGUGGCCGAGAUGGUGGCCAUGCUACAGGCACUCGUGGUGGAUACUCAAGCCAAGGUGGACAUAAUAACUCAGGCGGACAUAUAGAUGUGUAG